GUCGGAGACAAGGAGAGGCCACACUGCCAAGACUAAAGAUGGUGGCUUCAGAGUCGCUGCUCUCACAUACAGCGACGUAAGCAGCGCGCUCCCUACCACAGCGGGGUUCGGUCACGGCCAGUUGUUUCCUUUAUACGUCAUCUGGUGCGCGGCCCCUGUAAGGGAAGGAAGAUGGCGGCCUUCGGUAUACUCAGCUACGAACACCGGCCGCUAAAAAGACCACGACUCGGCCCGCCAGACGUAUACCCGCAGGACGCCAAGCAGAAGGAGGACGAGCUAACUGCUCUUAACGUAAAACAAGGAUUCAAUAACCAGCCAGCUGUAUCAGGAGAUGAACAUGGCAGUGCUAAGAAUGUCAAUUUUAACCCAGCCAAGAUCAGCUCAAACUUCAGUAAUAUCAUGGCAGAAAAGCUGCGAUGUAAUACUCUGCCAGACACUGGUCGCAGGAAGCCACAAGUUAACCAGAAGGACAACUUUUGGUUGGUAACCGCUCGCUCCCAGAGCUCCAUAAAUAACUGGUUCACAGAUCUUGCUGGAACCAAACCUCUCACAUAUCUUGCUAAGAAGGUUCCCAUUUUUGGCAAGAAAGAGGAGGUAUUUGGUUUCCUGGCUCGUUAUUCUGUGCCAGUCAUGCGGGCGGCUUGGCUCAUAAAGAUGACUUGUGCCUAUUAUGCGGCCAUUACGGAAACCAAAGUGAAGAAAAGGCAUGUCAUGGAUCCCUUCAUAGAGUGGACACAGAUCAUAACUCGCUACUUAUGGGAGCAGCUGCAGAAGAUUGCAGAGUAUUACCGGCAGGUGACUGGAGGUUGCGGGCCCUCUCCUGGACCUGUGCCGCCAGAGGUGGAGCUUGCACUGAAACAGUGGGAGUAUAAUGAGAAAUUAGCCAUGUUUAUGUUCCAGGAUGGAAUGCUAGACCGUCACGAGUUCCUUACUUGGGUUCUGGAAUGUUUUGAAAAGAUCCGACCUGGGGAAGAUGAACUAUUGAAACUGCUGCUUCCUCUCUUACUGCGUUAUUCAGGUUCUUUAGUACAGUCUGCUUAUCUGUCACGUCGUCUGGCAUAUUUCUGCACAAGGCGUUUAGCACAGCUGUUGGAAAGUAGUGGGAGUCAUACAGGACACCUCCUUACAGCUCAGACGGGUGCAGCUCUGCCUCCAGCACCUGCCCCUCCUCCACCUUCAGGAUCAUCCCCAUCUUCCCCCUUCAGUGACCUUCUACAAUGUCCUCAACAUCGUCCUCUUGUGUUUGGGUUAAGCUGUAUGCUGCAGAGCAUCGUCCUCUGCUGUCCCAGUGCUCUUGUAUGGCAUUACUCUUUGACUGAUAACCGAAUUAAGACUGGGUCACCCUUAGAUCAUCUUCCUAUUGCUCCCUCUAGUCUCCCUAUGCCAGGGGGCAAUUCUACGUUCACUCAGCAGGUGCGUAGGAAACUGCGGGAAAUGGAGCAGCAGAUAAAGGAGCGGGGUCGCGCUGUAGAGGUCCGAUGGUCAUUUGAUAAGUGCCAGGAAGCCACAGCAGGAUUUCCUAUUGGACGAGUUCUUCAUACCCUGGAGGUUCUAGAUAGCCACAGUUUUGAGAAAUCUGACUUUAGUAACAACUUAGACUCUCUGUACAACCGCAUCUUUGGACUUGGUCUUGGCAAGGAUGGUCAUGAGAUAUCUCCAGACGAUGAUGCUGUAGUUGCACUUCUUUGUGAGUGGGCUGUCAGUUGUAAACGCUAUGGACACCAUCGCGCAUUAGUUGUUGCUAAAUUACUAGAGAAGAGGCAAAUGGAGAUUGAAGCUGAGAGAUGUGGGGAUUCUGAGGCAGUUGAUGAAAAGGGAUCUGUAUCUUCAGGGUCCUUGUCUGCACUUAGUUCCCCCCCUGUUUUCCAAGAUGUUCUGCUCCAGUUUCUUGAUACACAGGCUCCAGUAUUAACUGACCCGGCAAAUGAAGGAGAACGUGUGGAGUUCUAUAAUCUGGUGCUGCUAUUUUGUGAGUUGAUCCGGCAUGAUGUGUUCUCACACAACAUGUAUAUGUGUACUCUGAUCUCAAGAGGUGACUUAGGACUGGAUGCUCACGCACCGCGACCCCGUUCCCCGUAUGAGGACCCAUCAGAUGACACUGACCGCAAGGAGGGAGAGGCCAGUAAUAGUACGAAGUUAGAAGACACUGCACUUUCAGAAACAAUGGAUCUGGACCACAGUUCAGGGGCUCUAUUUGAUGACAUGGAGAAGAGCGAAUUUCCGAUGUUUUCACCUGCAAUGCGCUGUGAGGGGCGGAGCCCAGGUCCGGAUGAGGGGGAUUGUGAAGGUCGUCGCCCAAUAAAAGCUCAGAAUGGGGAUGGGCUUCUGGCUUCCCUGUAUGAUCAGCCCCGUCACAUCCAAUAUGCCACUCACUUCCCCAUCCCACAGGAGGAGUCAUGUAGUCAUGAGUGCAACCAGCGACUAGUUGUUCUAUUUGGAGUGGGUAGACAAAGAGAUGAUGCUCGUCAUAUAAUCAAGAAGAUCACUAGAGACAUCCUUAAGGUGCUGAACCGGAAGAGUACAGCUGAGACAGGGUCAAAUGAAGGACAGCGCAGACGCAGGGUAAAACCUGAAGCUUUUCCUACAGCAGAAGAAAUCUUCUGCCGAUUUCAGCAGCUCUCACAUUUCGACCAACACCAAGUUACAGCACAGGUUUCUCGAAAUGUUUUAGAACAGAUUACAAGUUUUGCACUGGGUUUGUCUUACCACCUUCCUUUGGUACAGCAUGUCCAGUUCAUCUUUGAUCUGAUGGAAUAUUCUCUUAAUAUCAGUGGUCUCAUUGAUUUUGCCAUUCAGUUGCUAAAUGAGCUGAGUGUUGUUGAAGCAGAACUCCUGCUAAAAUCCUCCAACCUGGUUGGUAGUUACACAAUGGGCCUGUGUUUGUGCAUCGUGGCUGUCUUGCGACAUUAUAACACCUGCCUUAUUCUCAACCAGGAGCAGACGGCGCAGGUCUUUGAGGGUUUGUGUGGAGUGGUGAAGCACGGAAUGAAUCGAUCAGAUGGAUCCUCUGCUGAGCGUUGUAUUCUUGCAUACUUAUAUGACUUGUACAUGUCUUGUAGUCACCUCAAGAGCAAAUAUGGAGAAUUGUUUAGCGAUUUCUGCUCCAAGGUGAAGAACACAAUAUAUUGUAUUGUGGAUCCAUCUGACUCGAACAUGUUGUGGGAACAGGAGUUUAUGUUGGACACCAUCAUUAAUCCAUCUGCUCACAGUUACAACUGCGGCAUGCUGGGAAAACUUUUAAGAGAUUCUCCUACUAACCGUUACAGCUUUGUGUGCAAUGCUCUUGUGCAUGUGUGUGUCGGAGACCACGAUACUGAUAGAGUGAAUGACAUUGCAAUCCUCUGUGCCGAGUUGACUGGAUCUUGCAAAGAUCUCAGCUCUGAAUGGCUUGGAGUCUUAAAAGCUCUUUGCUGCUCAUCCAAUAAUGGCACCUGUGGCUUCAAUGACUUGCUGUGCAAUGUAGAUGUAAGUGAUCUGUCUUUCCAUGAUUCUCUUGCUACAUUUGUAGCAAUCCUGGUUGCUCGCCAAUGUUUUCCACUUGAGGAUCUAAUACGUUGCGCGGCCAUCCCUUCCCUGCUUACUGCUGCAUGCAGUGAGCAGGAUUCAGAGUCUGGAGCACGUCUCACAUGCCGUAUUUUGCUUCAUCUGUUCAAGACGCCACAACUGAAUCCAUAUGAACCAGAUGGCAGUAAGGCAACGUUUGGCAUUCGCUCUUCCUGUGAUCGCCACCUUCUAGCAGCUUCUCAGAAUCGUAUUGUACCUGGAGCACUUUUUGCUGUUCUCAAGGCGAUCUUUAUGCUGGGUGAUGCAGAGUUGCAAGGUUCUGGCUUCUCACUGCCUGCAGGCACUGAAGACAUCACAGAGGAAGAUUUGGCGACAAACAAGGCAGGAGGCCGAUCUGUAUCCAUAGAGACUGCCAGCUUGGAUGUGUACGCCAAAUAUGUUCUACGCAGCAUCUGCCAACAGGAGUGGGUGGGAGAGAGAUGUGUUCGCUCCCUUUGUGAAGACUCCAUUGAUCUUCAGGAUCCAGUUCUGAGUAGCGCUCAGGCUCAGCGCCUCAUGCAACUAAUCUGUUACCCACACAGAUUAAGUGACGCAGAACAAGGGGAAAACCCUCAGAGGCAGCGGAUCAAAUACAUCUUGCAGAGCCUGGAUCAGUGGACGAUGCGUCAGUCAGCACUGGAACUGCAACUGAUGAUCAAACAGACCACCAGUAAUGAAAUGAACUCCCUGCUGGAAAACAUUGCCAAGGCUACAAUUGAAGUGUUUCAACAAUCUGCAGAAAAUGUCAGUACAGCACCUGCUACCAAUGCUCCUAGCAAUGCCCCAACAAGCAAUACAACCCCUAAUGCAAAAUCCAAGCCAGUGCUCAGUGCUCUAGAGCGGUCUGGUGUUUGGCUUGUGGCUCCUUUAAUUGCUAAACUCCCAACAUCUGUGCAAGGCCACGUGCUCAAGGCAGCUGGGGAGGAGCUGGAAAAGGGGCAGCACCUAGGAUCCUCUUCUCGCAAGGAACGUGACCGUCAGAAACAGAAGAGUAUGUCUCUUCUCAGUCAGCAGCCAUUUUUAUCCUUAGUGCUGACCUGCCUAAAGGGACAGGAUGAGCAGAGAGAGGGACUGCUGACUUCUCUAUACAGUCAAGUCCAGCAAAUUGUUAGUAACUGGCGGGAAGACCAGUAUCAGGAUGACUGUAAAACGCCUCAGCUGCUGCAUGAUGUGCUGAAACUUAGGCUUAACUUGGUGGGCGGAAUGUUUGACACUGUUCAGCGCAGCACGCAGCAGACCACAGAGUGGGCAGUACUUCUCCUGGAUAUAAUAAGCAGUGGCACUGUGGACAUGCAAUCUAAUAACGAGCUCUUCACCACAGUUUUAGACAUGCUGAGUGUGCUGAUCAAUGGAACACUGGCAGCAGAUAUGUCCAGUAUAUCUCAAGGCAGCAUGGAGGAAAACAAAAGGGCAUACAUGAACUUGGUGAAAAAACUACGGAAGGAGUUAGGUGACCGUCAGUCAGAGAGUUUGGAGAAAGUGCGCCAGUUACUGCCUUUACCGAAGCAGACACGGGAUGUAAUAACAUGUGAACCUCAGGGAUCGCUUAUUGAUACCAAAGGAAACAAGAUUGCUGGCUUUGACUCUAUCUUCAAGAAGGAGGGGCUGCAAGUCUCCAUUAAGCAGAAAAUUUCCCCCUGGGAUCUAUUUGAAGGUCUGAAACAGUCGGCCCCACUUUCCUGGGGUUGGUUUGGGACAGUUCGUGUAGACAGACGUGUGUCUCGUUUGGAGGAGCAGCAACGAUUACUACUGUACCACACACACUUGAAACCUAAGCCACGUACUUACUAUCUGGAACCUCUAUGUCUUCCACCAGAAGAUGAGGAGCCUCCUACUCCCACAAGCAGUGAGCCGGAUAAAAAGCCAGCUGAGCCACUCAAGGUGGAUAAGAGUAGCGGAGGUUGCACAGGUGCUGGUGAGGAUCGGAAAAAGCAAAGCAAGAAAAACAAGAAGAGCCGGCAGUCGGCAAACAAGGUGGAGCAGGAUUAUGGACUUGGAGGACGUGCUAUGUCUUAUCAAAUGGGGGUUCCCACUGACCUUCUACACCCACAAGGAACUGGGUCAGUGUCUCGUCUGCCUUACGGUGCGCCUAGUGUGUACACUCAAAACCAACCACUGCCUCCUGGUGGCCCACGUCUGGAGCCAUACCGACCAACUCGGAUGAAUAUGGUGAAGGUGGUUCAGACUCGGCCUCCAUAUGGUGGUGGUGUACCACCAGGAGUCGGAGGGAUGAUGGAUCCUUACAAACCCAUGAUGUAUAGACAGCAACCUCCUAUUCCGCAAGGGCAACUAUUAAGGCAGCAUCUGCAGGCCAAGCUGCAGGGUCAGGGUAUGAUGGCUCAGCAAGUCAGACCGAUGACUCCAACUCCUUCAUAUGGCUCUAUGCAACCCUCCCAGGGUUAUACAACAUACACCUCCCAUGUACCCAUGCAGCAGCAUCCUCCGCCAUCACAGACUGGUACUUUGGUACCACCUGCAUACAGUACUCAGUCCUAUGCUGGUUCUCUUCCACCUUCGGGGGGUGCCCUCCAUGACCCUGUGCGUCCGAUGCAGCAAAGGCCAAGUGGCUAUGUCCAUCAGCAGGCAUCUGGAUACAGUCACAAUCCCCAAACUGGCCAGAGAUUCCCACACCAACAAAUGCCACAGGCUGGCAUGAUGGCAGGAAUGGGUCAUAUGACUGCACAAACAGUACAGGGUAGCAUUCGACCCACUCAGAUGUUACCAGAACAGCAACAGCAGCAGUAUCUUAGGCAGCAACAGAUGUUAAGGCAGCAGCAGCAGCAGCAGCAGCAGCAGCAACAACAACAACAACAGCAGCAGCAGCAACAACAACAACAACAACCUCAAGCGCCUCCACAACCCCAAGCACCUCCUCAGCCACAGCAACCACCCCAGCAAGUAGCAGCAGUACAACAAACCCAGACACAAGGACAGCCCCCUGGACUUGGAAUGCAGUCAUUGCCCCCUCAGCAACAUAUGUUUCAAAGACAUGGUGUGCAGCAAACUCAGCAGCAGCAACAGACCGCAGCUCUAGUACGGCAACUACAGCAGCAAUUAUCCAGUGAGUAUUGCGACACACAACCACAGCAAGCUCCCAAUCCAUUUGGGCGUUUCUGAUUUAUGGAUGGACCCUAUGGGUGGAAGCUCUGGGUGGCGCCCUUCUGUGAUAUAAGACAGGACUGAGUACUUGAACGAAACAGGAACAGUGUUAUUGAAGAUCCUGUGAAAAUGCAAGGCAAGAUCCAGGUGUUGCGGCACACGAAAGCAGAAACCGUAGACUUUGGUGACUUAAAGGACUGUAAUCUAAGCGGGAGCCGAAUGUCACUUGUCUCCCCACAAAAUUUGGAGCAAGGGCUUUUGUGUCUUGUGGACCUUUUACCUUUAAACAAAAAAAGAAAAAAGUUUUUAUUAUUUUGAUAACCAAAUGAUUAAAUUGUCAUUUUCUAACCUAUUUAUAUGGAACCUGAUCUCAGGCACUUGUAUGGACACAGCUGCAGACAGUUUCUUGGCAUGUUCCCAGUGUAAGAAGCUCCUAAAUAGACCGAAAUACACAGCCGCAUUCAGUGUGCAGAUAUAACUUUCUCCAGCAGGUGGUGUAUGUUUGUCACUUGGGUCUUUGAAAUGAUAGCUGCAGUAUGGAAGCUCAUUGCUCAGUACUUUUUCUUACUGUGUGAGUUCAUAUGCCACUGGGAUUUUUUGUGGAUGUGUCCCUUCUCUUCACUGACAUUACUAUAAUGCAUUCUUACAGAUGGCUGUGACUGUCUUUUACAACACAAAUCAAACGUUCCCCUACAAUAAUUGUACUCCUUUUUAAAAAAGAAUUCUGCUGCACUGAGCAUUCUAGAACAUGGAAAUGGAUCCAGAUUCGAUGUUUCUUAACCAGAUGUAAUUUUCGAUGAACUGCAGCUUAAAGAAGAUCACAUGCCAAUAAAAUGCCAUUAGCUACCGCUCAAAAUAUUUAUUUUUCUCAAGGUUAGGUGGGAACGGCUAUAAGACCUGAUCCUGACAUUUCUAUAAGUGUAGUUUGACCUUUGACACUCUUUUUUGAUAGACUCUCCCACAUAUAUGAGCAUUAGCUGCCUGAGCAUAGACCUGUGAGCUGUUAGUUCAUUCAACCAUUAAUAUCUAUGUGCGCAUACUGUAUAAGAAAUAUCCCAAAAUGUGCUUCCUAAACAUGUCACUGCAGAAACCAAACACAGAUUGUAGCUUCUCAUCUUACAGCAAUGCAGCCUUAUAACUCUGCAGUAAGUGGCCAUAGAUCUUGUAGAUAUCAUUUACACUGGGAAAAAAAAAGUUAUCUUCCUCCUCCCUAUGACUCCCCUGCGGGAAGGUGAUCGCAGAGCCUUCUGGCGUUUCUUACAUUAAUGUUGGAUUGUGGCAGAUCAUUGGCUUGCUUGUUGGUGGAACUCAGACUCCUGGAAGAAAUCCUGUUCUGUAGACAUUACUUCCAUAUAGUGUCCAUUUACUGUAUACUUCUACUAUGUUUCAUGGAAGGCCAAAACUAGAGAAGAUAAUCAAGAACCCUACAGACUGGCUGCAAUUGUUCCUUAGAACAAACCCUAUAGUUAAUUUCUGCCACGCGAGCUCCUUCUUGCAGCACUGCACUUCUGAAAUCCCAAAAGAGCUGGAAGACUUUUGACAGUGGUGAGUGGUCUAGGGUCUGGAAUAAGUUGAGCUCCUUGUUUGACCCCUGGGUGUACUUGCCAUCAUCAAUCCUUUUGUCUUGUAUUUGAGCUGAAUACCAUAAUCACAUUUUGUCCACUGUAAUUUUAGUCAUUCGCUAUAAACAAGCUUCUGUGGAUUUCAAACUUGCAUAUCUCCUUGUAUCAUAUGGAAAAAUCAUCAGCGUUUCAA
Messenger RNA from Pseudophryne corroboree (corroboree frog), 8397 nucleotides. It is a transcript of the gene MED12, whose product is annotated as mediator complex subunit 12. The record is from RefSeq and is a predicted model, not a curated record. The coding region runs from base 172 to 6660 and encodes 2162 amino acids. Gene Ontology annotation, cellular component: mediator complex. Gene Ontology annotation, biological process: regulation of transcription by RNA polymerase II. Gene Ontology annotation, molecular function: transcription coregulator activity; beta-catenin binding. NCBI's taxonomy places the organism in Eukaryota, Metazoa, Chordata, Amphibia, Anura, Myobatrachidae. The transcript is spliced from 44 exons.